AAGCGGCAGCUGGCCCUUGCUAUUUUGCUUGCUCUCUGUCCCCUGUUCCCUCCUCUCCUCCCCCACCAUCGCCUUCCGCUUCCUCCCCCUCUUCCGUUUCCGCCGGCCCAUCCCCUCCUCCGCCGCCGCCUCGCUCCUCCGCGCCGGCACCGUGUCUGUGGAGCUCCCGCUGAUGGAUGCGAUGGAUUCGGUUGUCGUCAUGGAGGUGGCGCCGGUGCCGGACCCGCUCUUCGUCGGUGCCACUCCUCUGAUCCUGGCGCCACCGGAGUCGGAGCUCGUGCUGCGCCGCAGCGCCCGCUGCCUCAGCAGGCCACGCGUCCCAGUCUACGCGGAGCCUGUGGAGCCCAAGCAGUCCACCGGCCGCCGGAGCCGCCCCAAGAAGAAGAGGGAUGCGGAGAACCAGGACCCGUCUCCGCAGGUCGCGGCCAAGGUGCCCAGGAAGGCCGCCAAGGUCGAGCCAAAGGAGAGGAAGCCGAUGCCGGUGGUUGCGCCGGAACCGGUUCCUUCGGCUGAUCUCACCGGAGCUGCUGCUGUGGAGGACGAUGCCCUAGGCACGGGGAAGAGUGCCAAGCUGCGGGUCAAGGAAACCUUGCGUGCCUUCAACAGCCACUACCUCCACCUUGUCCAGGAAGAGCAGAAAAGAGCACAGGCUGUGAUACAGGAGAUUCAAGCCAAAGGAGCUGCCAAAAAUAAGGAUGGCAAGAAAGGCGGCGAAGGUGAGACCAAAGAAAAGCGCCCGUCAAAGCGGCCUGAUUUGAAAGCAAUUACAAAGAUGCAAGAAAACAACUCUGUGCUUUAUACGGAGAAGGUGUUGGGGCCAAUACCAGGGAUCGACGUCGGGGAUCAGUUUUAUUCUCGUGCAGAGAUGGUUGUCUUGGGCAUUCACAGCCAUUGGCUGAAUGGAAUUGACUAUAUGGGAAUGAAAUACCAAGAAAGGAAGGAGUACGAGAACUUUACUUUCCCCAUGGCAACUUGUAUCGUCAUGUCAGGGAUAUAUGAAGAUGAUCUGGACAAGGCUAAUGAAAUUAUUUAUACCGGUCAAGGAGGAAAUGAUUUACUCGGUAACCAUCGCCAAAUUGGUUCUCAACAACUGAGCCGUGGAAAUUUGGCAUUGAAGAAUAGCAAGGAUAAUGGCAAUCUGAUACGAGUUAUUAGAGGUCAUGUGGAUAAGACUACCUACACUGGCAAAAUCUACACAUAUGAUGGCUUGUACAAGGUUGUAGAUGACUGGGUACAGAAGGGAGUACAAGGACAUGUUGUAUACAAGUAUAAAUUGAAGAGGCUUGAGGGUCAGCCGUCGUUGACAACCACUGAGGUGCGAUUCACUCGUGCGGAAGCUCCCAGAAAGAUUUCUGAAUUACCUGGGUUGGUUUGUGAUGACAUCUCUGGAGGACAGGAGAACAUUCCAAUUCCUGCUACUAAUGUGGUCGACGACCCACCUGUUCCUCCAUCUGGUUUUGUGUACUCCAAAUCACUAAAAAUCUCGAAGGGCAUAAAGAUUCCAUCUGAUUGUGCUGGCUGUGACUGUGAAGGGGAUUGCGCUAAUAACAAAAACUGUUCAUGUGCUCAACUUAACGGCUCCGAUUUGCCUUAUGUAUCAUUCAAGAAUAUUGGCAGGUUGGUGGAGCCCAAAGCAGUUGUAUUUGAGUGUGGUGCUAACUGCAGCUGCAACCGAAACUGUGUUAAUAGAACAUCUCAACAAGGGCUGCAACAUCGGCUAGAGGUGUUUAAGACAGCUUCCAAAGGAUGGGGUGUUAGGACCUGGGACACGAUCCUCCCGGGGGCUCCAAUCUGUGAAUACGUUGGCGUGUUGAGGAGGACCGAAGAAGUGGAUGGUGUGCUACAGAAUAACUACAUAUUUGACAUUGAUUGUCUUCAAACUAUGAAGGGUUUAGAUGGACGGGAGAAAAGGGCAGGGUCUGACAUGAACAUGCCAUCACUUCACGCUGAGAAUGAUUCUGAGGCACCACCGGCACCGGAGUACUGCAUCGAUGCUGGCUCUGUCGGAAGUUUUGCAAGGUUCAUAAACCACAGCUGUAACCCUAACCUGUUUGUCCAGUGCGUCCUAACCAAUCACCACGACGUCAAGCUAGCAAAGGUGAUGCUUUUUGCCGCUGACACCAUACUCCCACUUCAGGAACUCUGCUACGACUAUGGCUAUGUCCUGAACAGUGUUGUUUCUGCGGAUGGUGAAAUCGUGAAGCUGCCAUGCUACUGUGGUGCCCCUGACUGCCGCAAGCGACUCUACUAGCGGAGCUCUUCUGUUCUGGAUUUUGGAGGAAGCAGAAGUAUAUGUAGUAUUGGGGACAUGAAUGUGGCCAUACCUGCUGUGUAUAUGACAAGCAGGAUAUCCUAUGAUUAUUAGCAAAAGAAGCACAUUCUCAUUUUGUCAGGGUAGAUGACAUGCUGGAGAUGCUAAUUAUAUUUAGCAAAGGAAGUUUGUCUAAGUGGUGACAUGCUGGUCAUGAUGGCAUGAUAUUUUGUGAACAACUGAUCCAUAUAAGCGAUGGAAGGUUUAACCGAUCUUUA
Molecule: messenger RNA, 2529 nt
Organism: Hordeum vulgare subsp. vulgare (domesticated barley)
Lineage: Eukaryota; Viridiplantae; Streptophyta; Magnoliopsida; Poales; Poaceae
Product: histone-lysine N-methyltransferase, H3 lysine-9 specific SUVH4
Exons: 16
Coding region: 173-2251 (692 amino acids)
Cellular component (GO): nucleus
Molecular function (GO): zinc ion binding; protein binding; histone methyltransferase activity
Source: RefSeq, a predicted model, not a curated record